CACAACCGGCACCUUGGAGGAGGUGGUGGUCCGCCACGCUACCGGAGAAGCUGCUGAGCUCCACUUGCCUGGCGGCCACGCCACUGGAGAAGCUGCUGAUCUCCACCUGCCUGGCGGCCACGCUACCGGAGAAGCUGCUGAGCUCCACCUGCCUGGCGGCCACGCUACGUAACAAGCUGCUGAGCUCCACCUGCCUGGCGGCCACGCUACGUGACAAGCUGCUGAGCUCCACCUGCCUGGCGGCCACGCUACCCGAGAAGCUGCUGAGCUCCACCUGCCUGGCGGCCACGCUACGUGACAAGCUGCUGAGCUCCACCUGCCUGGCGGCCACGCUACCCGAGAAGCUGCUGAGCUCCACCUGCCUGGCGGCCGAAGCACGAGGAGGACGCUGUCCCUUGGAGGAAACGAUGGUGGGACUGGUGUGCUUCAUAGGAGGUGAACUCCGUGGUGGAGGAAGACUUCUGAGAUGUGCUUUAAUGUCACCAUUUACCCAGCGUAGUUCACUUAGCUCUGCUCUUCCUCACGUACACAAAACCUGCCUCUCAUCACAGUCGCUAAACUGUGGACAUCAGCAGGUUCUCCGAAGGACUUCAGGAUAUGGGUCCACAACACGGCAUGUGGACUGGAGACAUCAUCAUCCUAUAAGCCUUUCUUUUCUGACCCAAAGACGCUGUCUCUCUCAGAACCCCAAAUCCUCGGCCAACACAGCGAAAAUGAAGUUAAGCGUGCGGCUGUUGGUGACUCUGCUGUUCGGCGGUGGUCUGCUGGGCACAUGGUGGUACGUGUACUUGGAGAAGCAAAACAAGCAGCAGCAGCAGCGUCUGGAGCAGCUGAGGAAAGUGGCAGUGGGUCAAGGAAACUUCAGCCUGUUGGACCACAGGGGCCAGCGCAGGACCAAGAAGGACUUUCUGGGAAGCUGGGUGCUGCUGUACUUUGGUUUCACCCACUGUCCGGACAUCUGCCCAGAUGAGCUGGAAAAGAUGAGCGCCGUGGUGGCCGCCUUGGAUAAGGAUCCCACCAUGCCCUCUGUCCAGCCACUCUUCAUCACCGUGGACCCAGAGCGAGACGACGUGGCCGCUCUGGCGAAGUACGUCAAGGACUUCCACCCCCGGCUGAUUGGUCUCACGGGCACUGCGGAAGAGGUGAAGCGGGCAGGGCAGGAAUACCGGGUGUACGCCAGCCCCGGCCCCAAAGAUGAUGACGGGGACUAUAUAGUGGACCACACCAUCCUCAUCUAUCUGAUCAACCCAGGUGGCCUGUUCCUGGACUACUACAACAGGAUGAAGAAUGAGGCGCAGAUAACUGAGAGCAUCGGCAACCAUAUCAAAGCCCACGCCAAGCUCUGAGGAUAUGAGCUGCGUACUCCUCGAAUUAAAAAUCCAACCAGUUUGGAUUUAAAUGGACUGGAUAGAAGAGUACUGCUCAAUACAAUAUGUAUACUAUGAAGAAUACAUAUAUUGCUUAUCUGAAAGUGAUUGAGACCAUGACAUUUUACUGUGGCGUUACACUAUCAACACUUCUGUUGCUGGUGCUUAUUUGGUUGUGUUUGAUAUGGUGAUAUUUUGGGCAAAAAAAAAAAAAAUACAAUGAAUUGCCACCAUUUCAAUGCCACUUAUGCCGUUGUCUAUCAUUUGUGAUUAUUUGAAUGUGUACUGUGGCAACAUUAGUUCAGCAUUUAAGAAUAUAAAACAUGUCAGUUCAAAACCAUUGGUUCAUUGUGGGCGGCACGGUGGCGCAGUGGUUAGCGCGGUCACCUCACAGCAAGAAGGUCCUGGGUUCGAGCCCCAGGGUAGUCCAACGUUGAGGGUCGUCCCGGGUCGUCCUCUGUGUGGAGUUUGCAUGUUCUCCCCGUGUCUGCGUGGGUUUCCUCCGGGGGCACCGGUUUCCUCCCACAGUCCAAAGACAUGUAGGUCAGCUGAAUCAGCCGUACUAAAUUGUGUCGGCUCUGUGCUGGACCGGUGUGCGGACUGUCCAGGGUGUCUCCCCGCCUGCUGUCCGAUGACUGCUGGGAUAGGCUCCAGCAUCCCCGCAACCCUGACUAGGAUAAGCGGCUUGGAUAAUGGAUGGAUGGGUGGUUCAUUGUGUCAAAUAAAGGUGGCAAAACCAUGUCCAUAAAGUAAAAGCCCUGACCGUGCAUUUGUUCCACCCAUGCACUAAAUCAGCUGAUUUCAACACCUGCUGAAGAGUGGUGCUGAGUAGAUCAACUGGUUUAGUACAUGGGUGGAGCAAAUGCACGGUCAGAGCUUUUACUUUCUGGACCUGGUUUUGCCACCAGCAUUCAUCUUGUAUAGAUGCUGCACAACAGAGUGCAGCUUGAAUUCCUACAGAUUAAUUUAACACGUCUAUUCUAUCAAAAGUGACUUUACACAGGAUUACAAAAUGUGUCUACAACACUUGUCAGUCAUCUCGGCAAGCUUUUUUAUUUACUUCCCCAGCAGAACUGCUGUGUUUCUGGCAGUAGGUGCCAUAGAAAGUUUGAAGAAACGGUAGAGAUGAGCUUCCUGUUGUGAUUGUGUCUAGAAAAUGUCUACAAGUUAAAGUUGCCCAUUCAUUCAUUCAUUCAUUCAUCUUCAGCCACUUCUCCGGGGUCGGGUCGCGGUGGCAGCAAGCUAAGUAGGGCACUCCGGACGUCCCUCUCCCCAGCAACGCCCUCCAGCUCCUCCUGGGGCAUCCCGACAGAUUGGACAUGUAGUCCCUCCAGUGAGUUCUGGGUCUACCCCGGGGUCUCUUCCCAGUUGGACGUGCCCGGUGAACCUCCAAAGGAAGGCUGCCUAUGCAAUCUCAUGUUUAUUCCAGCCCUUUUCUUCAUCAAAUAUUGAAAAAGCAUUGAGUCUUCAUUAUGAGAAACUGCUUGUGGAAGUCUGGUGAUGACUCGGGAGGAAAUCCCUCGUACACUCACCCGCACUCGUGCAGUCACCCGCACUUCAUCCGAUCCUAAAUCCAAUAAACGAUGUCUCGUAUGAAAGCAAUGAUUAUUCUGUUAUUAUUAUUAUUAUUCAUUACUAUAUUAAUACUUGGCACACU
Messenger RNA from Lampris incognitus (smalleye Pacific opah), 3024 nucleotides. RefSeq names its product protein SCO2 homolog, mitochondrial (gene sco2). NCBI's taxonomy places the organism in Eukaryota, Metazoa, Chordata, Actinopteri, Lampriformes, Lampridae. The record is from RefSeq and is a predicted model, not a curated record. Bases 408 to 1346 code for a protein of 312 amino acids. The transcript has 3 exons. Gene Ontology annotation, biological process: intracellular copper ion homeostasis; mitochondrial respiratory chain complex IV assembly. Gene Ontology annotation, molecular function: copper chaperone activity; copper ion binding. Gene Ontology annotation, cellular component: mitochondrial inner membrane.